Molecule: messenger RNA, 6928 nt
Organism: Caretta caretta (loggerhead turtle)
Lineage: Eukaryota; Metazoa; Chordata; Testudines; Cheloniidae
Gene: RILPL1
Product: Rab interacting lysosomal protein like 1
Biological process (GO): cilium assembly
Cellular component (GO): ciliary basal body; cytoplasm
Molecular function (GO): protein dimerization activity; dynein light intermediate chain binding; small GTPase binding
Source: RefSeq, a predicted model, not a curated record
GCUCCAGCUGUUCCGACCCACAUGCCAGGCCAGCGCGCAGCCCGCAGCAGCCCCGCUUAACGGGCGAGGCAGCGGGCAGAAGUUGGCAAGUCGCUGCUGGGGAAGGGCCGGCGGCUCCAGCGCUGGGGGGGCGGCGGCGGCGGCCUAUGAGGGACUCCCGGGCGCCGCAGGGACGGGCGAGCCAUGGACGGGGGUGGGGGUGUCUCCUCCUCGGCCCUGGAGAAGAACGUGGCGGAGCUGACGGUCAUGGACGUGUACGACAUCGCCUCGCUGGUGGGGCAGGAGUUCGAGCGGGUCAUUGACCAGCACGGCUGCGAGGCCAUCGCCCGCCUCAUGCCCAAGGUGGUGCGGGUGCUGGAGAUCCUGGAGGUGCUGGUGAGCCGCAAUCACAUCCACCCCGAAAUGGAGGAGCUGCGGCUGGAGCUGGAUCGGCUCCGGCUGGAGAGGAUGGACCGGAUCGAGAAGGAGAAGAAGCACCAGAAGGAAUUAGAACUGGUGGAGGAUGUAUGGAGAGGGGAAGCACAGGAUCUUCUUACCCAAAUUGCUCAGCUUCAGGAAGAGAACAAACAACUGAUGACAAACCUGUCACACAAAGACAUCAAUUUCACAGAAGAGGAAUUUCAGAAACAUGAAGGAAUGUCCGAGAGGGAGAGGCAAGUGAUGAAGAAGCUGAAGGAAGUGGUAGAUAAACAAAGAGAUGAGAUCAGAGCCAAGGACCGGGAACUGGGACUUAAAAAUGAGGAUGUGGAGGCACUGCAACAGCAACAGAACAGGCUAAUGAAAAUUAAUCAUGACCUUCGGCACAGAAUCACAGUAGUUGAGGCUCAAGGGAAAGCGCUGAUUGAGCAGAAAGUGGAACUGGAAGCCUAUCUGCAAACCAAGGAACAGGAGAUGGGCACUUUGAGGGUGGAGCUUGGGAAGCUGAGAGAGAAGCAACCAGGGGAGCACAGCCAAAAUGGAGAAGAAAUAAAGACAGAACCUAACAAUGAUGACUAUCUCUCUGAAUCGGAGAAAAUGGCUAUGGAUUUAAAAGAUCCAAACCGUCCAAGAUUUACUCUACAAGAGCUACGGGAUGUCUUGCAUGAGCGGAAUGAACUGAAGUCUAGAGUGUUUUUGUUGCAGGAGGAGCUUUUAUAUUAUAAGAGUGAGGAAACAGAAGAAGAAACUAGAUCCCCUCAACCUACACCCAUAAUUAAUUCAAAAACCUCAACUCAGCCAGAAUCUGGAAUCAAACGACUGUUUAGUUUCUUCUCUCGUGAUAAAAAACGCAUGCAGACGACCCAGAAAAACGUUCACUUCCAGGAUACUUUUGGCGAAUGGGCAGAUUCAAACAAAGAUGACUCCUACACUGAACAAGGCCAAGAGGCUCUUCAGCAUCUGUGAUUAACACUCCAAGCCGCGUUGCUUACCACAGUAGAUCUGAACAUUCUAGUAACAAGAAGCUUCCGUAACCAAAUCUGGCAGCUCAUCGUUUUUUAUUUGCCUGGCACACGUUGCCUGUUUCAGACGUACUUUUUCCAAAGGGAUUCCUCAAUGUUUACUUGGUGACUGCUCUCUGAAAACAGAAUCCAGGCUCUGUAGUAAGGGUUAUUUAUACUCUGGGGGUAUCAAAGCUUCUAGGUUGUGUGCUGAAUAACAAGUCUGUCUGACUCUUGCAUUUAACUACAGUAACACACGCUUCUUUAAACCAAAAAAACCCUGUGCCAUUAGAGGUUUAUUUGCAUUGAACUACAUCUAUUAGUAAAGACCCUGAUACCAUGUUUAUGUUAACUGGGGGGAGGGAAGGGGAAUUUUUCUUAGUUUUGUUAAUGACACUUUCAAAAAUAGAGAGGUUGCAGUGUAUACACUAUUUCCAGGGCAGGACCUACCACAGCUGUAUCCUGUCAAAGUCACAGGUUGCAGAGAAACUACUUGGAAUGUCAAUUGAUAACAGUACAGAAACUGGAGCAGCUGUGAGGAACUGUGAUUGUAUAUCCCCCCUUGUUGUUUAUAGUGCCUAAAGCAUGUAGAUACUGAUGUACAAGGUGAGUGUGCCUUGCCUUUUGCUCUGAGUUAUGCAGUAUUAGCAGCAAAUGAAUUGCUCACACAGAGGAAUUCUAAACACUCUGCAUUUUGUUUUCUUCUUUGUACAGUGCCCUUUUUCCUUCCACCCUCUCUCUCUCUGUAGUAGCAGACUUCUGCCGUACAGGAAAUAGAUCACUUUCCCACAAAAGGCUUCGAAAAAAGCCCCAGGCAGCACUUUUACAAGUUCUUAUUCCCUAGUUGAAAACCAUUUUAACACACCUAUAGUGGAGGUUUUAAGUCAGAUGUUACCGCCUUUGUUCUAGGUAGAAACAAUCCCAACCCCCAUCUCUCCUCCGCACCGCCCCAAAAUUCUGUUGGGACCAUAGGGAUAAUAGACUCUAAAACCUCCAUCAUGCAGGCUAUUCCUUAAGCUAACACACAUUAUACUGCAGGGGUGCUCUGUAUGGACCCAGGGAGAGAACUGUUCUGUUACAAUGGAGUUCAAGCCAUUCUAUGGGCUCAGCUGUACUAUCAAAAGAGUCAUGCUACCGCACAGUUCUGCCACAGGUGAGACACAGCUGCAUAUAUUUGCCUAUAGGCUUGUCUGCCCUAGAGUAACAUUCUUUUAUUUAAAAAAAUAUAUAUAUCCUAACAGGACCUGUAGCUGCUGCUGCCACCCUUUUAACAGCAUAGUGGUUGGACAGGAGCCCAUGCUAAACUACAGCAGCAAUCAACACCCUGCGUAUACUAAAGCUGCUGCUGCUGCCUCCAAACCCGCGAGGAAACGUGUCAGCAGAAAAUAAGCUUUAGAGAGUUUGUCAAACACUCUUCCUUAUUGUGACUGCAGACUUGUCUUCUGACCCUACAGACUGGUUUAAUACUACUGUUUGUGGAUUUUAAAAAAAAUCCCUAUACAUACAGGCCAGGGAAACUGUGCUAGAAUCCAUCUAUAAUUCAGCAGAGCUGGGAAACCUGUUUCAGCAUGGUUCAAAUGCUCUUCUGUUUUGUACUCUAAAUGGGAGCGAACUGUGCUAUGACCACGGGCCCUUUCCCCUCUGCAGGAUAAUGUCACUGUUCCCCACAUCGACCCCUGCCAGGGUUGGGCUUUUCAGUGAGGGGCCUGCAUGCACUCGCAGCUCUAAAUGAGGUCAAGGGCAGGCCUGCUCUGUAUCUUGUAUCCUUAUAACUACAUCACUCAGGAAUGUGAAGAAUCCACACUGCCGCGUAACACAGUCCUAGCAACCUAACUCCCCGUGGAGACAGCAGAGCUUCUCCCAUCGACAUUGCUGCUGCCUCUCGCAGAGAUGUACUAAUUACACCAAUGGGAGAAGCUCUCCUGUCGGUGUAGUAGCAUCUUCAGUGAAGCGCUACAGCUGCAGUGUUAAGUGCAGACCUACCCUGAUUUUGCAAAUUCCCAGUGAUGUCUCAUCCUGACACAUUCAAGUACAUAAUUCCUUAAGAACCCCUCAGAUUAGUUCUGUAGAACAAUUCCAAUAACUGGGUGGUUGGUUAUGCUUUAGCCUGUAAGGCCAUGUCCACACUGCAGCUGGGACCAAGUCUCCUAGCCCUGGUAGACAGACUUGUGCUGGCAGGGCUCAAACUGGUGCAGUAAAAAUAGCAGGGUGGCUUAUGCUGCUUGGGCGGCAGCUCAGGCAUUCAAGCGAAGCCAACCCUAGCUGCUGGGUAUGAACUGGAGUGACUAACCUGAGUCCCCACUGGAACUGCAAUGUCCAUGCUGCCAUUUUUAGCACACUAGCACAAGCCCCAGGAGCAUGAAUCUAUCUGGCCUGGCAGGCUCGCUCCCAGAGGCAGAGGGGGAGGGGUCUGGUACUUGAAACACAUCCCCAUUUGAGAUGCUGAUAGCAGCGUCCAACACUAGCAUUUUAUGAAGGCAGUGCAAUGAAAACAGAACCAGAUUUAGACACACUAACGUAACUUAUGACCUAUAUUUGUCAUCUUUUAAGAGAAGCCACACCUACAGAAAGUAUCUCCACUACCUAUUUAAAAUGUGGAUUGGGCAUACACUUUGUUUAUGCUUAGGCCCUUACACAAAAUGUGGGAACAAUAAUACUUUCCAAGUUUCUAGGAUAAGUUGGGAAAAUAAAUGUAAAUGAAAUCAGGAAGGUACUGCUAUUGUAUGAUGCAUUUAAGGUCUAUGAAAUCUGGAUAAUGACCCUUUAAUAUAUUACUCUCUAUCGUACUUUUGUUCCUCAGCUUCAAAAGGAAAAAAAGCAGCUUCCCAAACUGUUCGGAGUUCCCCCUAGUAGGGAAGUGCUAUAGGGUGGAGGCAGCACUUGCAUACGUUAUUUUGGACAAUUACGGCGAUAACACACCAGACCAUUGCUGCUCUUUAUAAACCAAGUUUGUACUGUAUCCUGCUGUGAAAUUCACUGUGAUGUUCCUGUAAAUCCUCUUUAUAGCACAGUUUGUCUGGCACUUUAACAGCACAAUAGCAACAUUAAGCACUGCAAGAAUGUAGUAGGUUUACAAACUGAACCAGCAAACCACUUUCAAAACUGUUUAAGAGCUGUGACCUGGGACAAUAACGAUACAUAAACUAAUACUUAGCUCUAUAUCUCAGUGCUGAUCUUAAAAGAGGAAGUUUCUAGCUCCGUGUGUCAAGCUAGCCCCACAGUCUGGACACCACUGCACUACUAUUGGGCCAAAGCUGCAGCCCAUCUGAAACAAUGUCACUAAGCAGUUUGAACGUCCCCCAUUCAUCUCUGUGGGCUGCUACCUUGAAAAUCUAAUUACUACUGAAACAUAACAUUAACCAUUUCAUUCCUGACUCCACAAACAGUAAGAACAUAAGAUUUGCUACAGCAAUUCAGACCAAUGGUCCAUCUAGCCCAGUAUCCUGUCUUCCAGCAGGGGCCAGUGCCAGAUGCUUCAGAGGGAAUGAACAGAACAAGGCAAUUUAUCAGGUAAUCCGUCCCCCGUUGGCCAGUCCCAGCUUCUGGCAGUCAGACAUUUAGGGACAGCCAGAGCAUGGAGUUGCAUCCCUGACCAUCUUGGAUAAGAGCCAUUGAUAGGCCCAUCCUCCAUGAACAUAUCCAAUUCUUUUUUGAACCCUGUUAUACUUUUGGCAGUCAAAACAUCCCAUGACAACGAGUUCUAUAUGUUGACUGUGUGUUGUGUGAAGCACUACUUCCUUGUUUGUUUUAAACCUACUAAUUUCAUUGGGUGACCUCUGCUUCUUUGUUAUGUGCAAAAGUAUAUAACACUUCCUUAUUCACUUUCUUCAUCACUCAUGAUUUUACAGACCUCUAUCAUAUCCCUACUUAGUCAUCUCUUUUCUAAGAUGAAGAGUCCCAGUGCUUUUAAUCUCUCUUCAUGUGGAAGCUGUUCUAUACCCCUAAUCAUUUUUGUUGCCCUUUUUGUACUUUUCCCAACUCUAAUAUAUCUUUUUUUGAGAUGGGACAACCAGAACUGCACAUGGCAUUUAAGGUGUGGGUGUUCCAUGGAUUUCUAUAAUGGCAUUAUGAUCUUUUUGAUCUUAUCACUUUCCUAAUGGUUCUUAGCUUUUUGUUUUUGAUCGCCACUGCACAUUGACUGGAUGUUUUCAGAGAACUAUCCAUAACGACUUCAAGAACUUUUUCUUGGGUGAUAACAGCUAAUUUAGACCCCCACGAGAUUGUGUGCAUUAAUUUGCAUUUAUUAACAUGUAAUUUCAUCUGCCAUUUUGUGGUCUAGUGACCCAGUUUAGUGAGAGCCCUUUGUAACUCUUUGCAGUCAGUUUUGGACUUCAUUAUUUUGAAUAGUUUUGUAUAAUCUGCAAACUUUUCCACUUCACUGAUUACCCACUUUUCCAGGUCAUUUAUGAAUAUGAUGAAAAGCACUGGUCCCGGUACAGAUCCCUGAGGGACCACACUAUUUACCUCUCUCCCUUCUGAAAACUGACCAUUUAUUCCUACCCUUUGUUUCCUAUCUUUUAACCUGUUAGUGAUCAAUGAAAGGACCCUCACUCUUAUCCCAUGACUGCUUACUUUGCUUAAGACCCUUUGGUGUGGGACCUGUUUGGUCAAAGGCUUUCUGAAAGUCCAGGUACACUAUAUCAACUAGAGCACCCUGGUACACAUGCUUGUAGACCACCUCAAAGAAUUCUAAUAGACUAGUGAGGCAUGAUUUCCUUUUACAAAGGCAGCGUUGACUCUUCCCCAACAUACUGUGUUAUCUAUGUGUGGUAAUUCUGUUCUUUACUAUCGUUUCAGCCAGUGUGCCUAGUACUGAAGUUUGGCUUACUGGCCUACAAUUUCCAGGAUUGUCUCUGGAGCCUUUUUUAAAAAUUAGUGUCACAUUACCUAUCUACCAGUCAUCUGGCACAAAGGCUGAUUUAAGCAAUAGGUUACAUACCACAGCUAGAAGUUCUGCCAUUUCAUAUCUGAGUUCCUUCAGAACACUUGGGUGAUUACCAUCUAGUCCUGGCCAUUUAUUACUGUUUAAUUUAUCAACUUGUUCCAAAACCUCAACCUUUGACACCUAAAUCUGAGAUGGUUCCUCAGAUUUGUCACCUAAAGAUAAGGGCUCAGCUGUGGAAUCUUCCUUACAUCCUCUGUAGCGAAAACUGAUGCAAAGAAUUCAUUUAGCUUCUCCGCAAGGGCCUUGUCUUGAGUGCUCCUUUAUCAUCUCAAUCCUACAGUGGCCCCACUGCUUGUUUGGCAGGCUUCCUGCUUCUCAUGCUUUCAGCUAACGCCCUCAGAUGGAGCAGUCCUCUGAAAGGAUGUUGCUGGGGGAAGAGCUACUCUCUUUGAAUAGACAGAGAGUUGAAUAUCUACCAUGUAGCUUCUUGACAGAUUCAAGUAAAUGCUCUUCUUUUAAAAGUCAGCUAAGAGGCUCAGCAGUCCUGUAUUCACUGUGCAGAAUCUUUUGAGGUUUCUUUGGUCCAAAAGUAAAUCUUAAUAAUCUAAUAAAUAUUUCUGACGGA